UAUCCUCUCAUCAUCUCCUUUCAAUUUUUACUUCUGUCUUUAGUCACUUUAAUGUGGCACAUAAAAAUGAUGUAAACAAGAAAAUGUGGACUUGUCUCUGUUUUCCGGCAAGUUGACCUCCCGCUGUGCUUUGAAGUAGACUUAGAAAAGAGGAAGUGCAUUUCAGAACUAGAUUUUGGUGAUAAUUGCAAAUUUUUCUCAUGUAAGUUUGAAUAAGGAAGUCAAGUCCAGUCCCAGUCAAGAUCUUUCUUUACACCGCUAAAAUGCCCGGGCCAGAUGUUUUUGACUUGGAAGUUUUUGUCGAAUCGGGAAAUGGUGAAAGGGCUGCAGCUUCAACAUCUUCUGAAAAUGACUACGCCUCAGUCAGCGAGGCACGAUCGAAUUCAAAGCCAACGAACGGUGACAAGCUGGGAAGGUCAAAGUUGACAGAAGAGACAAAGGCCUUAGUAGCUUUGGCCGUUCUUCUGCUCUUAGCGUUAGCGGCUGGUCGUUGGGUCGAAUACGAGAAGAUUCAGAUUAACAGGAUGUUCCAAAAACUGAAGGCUGAUUAUGAGGCGUUGAAAGCCAAUGGGUCAACCAGCCAGAAGGGCACGUGCACGAAAUGUGACGAAUGCUGGGAGCCUAAUGGAGAAAGCUGCUACUAUUUCUCUCCAGAUGCUUUGACUUGGGAGGACAGUCGAAGAUUUUGCACUAACAGCUCCGGCGAUCUGGUGAAGAUCGACAGCUACAACAAGCAGAAAUUUUUGGCACGGAGACUGUUGGACAUAAUGUCCUUUGAAGAGGACAAGUUUUGGAUCGGCCUGACGGACUCUCAGCAGGAGGGUCAAUGGCUGUGGACGGACGGCUCCCCUCUAAAUCUCAGCUUGGCAUUCUGGGCCCCAUGGGAGCCUGACGAUUGGGUGAACGAGAGAGGCGGCGAAGACUGUGCACGCAUUGGUGACCCGGACAUUGCAAAAGAAUUGCAGAGCUGGUUCGACAGAGCCUGUAGCAUUCCGCACAGGUGGAUUUGUGAGAAAGCGGCGCAGAAAGGAUGAAAACUUCACCUGAUUACCAUUACUUUUGAAACUCCACAGAAAGACAACAAAAUGAAUAGAAUGCCAUUUCACAAAAAUUGCGCCUCAUAUUCCUCCUCCAAGCACGUUCUUUUUUGUUGUUGUUGUUGUUGUUGUUAAAAAAAAACUUGCAAAAACUUGCCUCUUUCAUGUAGAGCCCUGGAAAGUGGUACAAAUGAUUUUUUUUUUUUCGCUGUGCUAACGUUUGUUAAGGGAAAACCUAUCGUAAUUUUCGCGCUGUAAGGCGCACCUGACUAUAAACCGCCACCCACCAAAUUUUACACGAAAACAGCAUUUGUUCAUAGAUAAGCCGCACCAGACUAUAAGCCGCAGCUGUCCUCACUGUAUAAUGGGAUAUUUACUACACCAAAAGAUACUAACCGGUAACAAUUUAUUUGACAUCGGCAUCAUAAACUGUCAAAGACCAAAUGAAAUUGAAGCUUUGAACCAAUUUGCUGCAAAGCUUCAUUGCUUCAAGGAACUUCAUUUGGCCUCACUGCUCCCUUGGUGGAGAUAGUCAACCUCUGCUGCCACCAGCUGUCAUCACUGUUGUCGUCCAACAUGCCUCCAAGCAUGCACUGGAGCGCUACAAAUGUAAAUAACAAUCAAAAUUCAUUCUGUGCUAAUUAUUUCUUCAGUUACUGUUCCAGUUGUUUCAUUAAUUGCUAGUUAUGGUAUUUGGUAACACUUUAUUUGACAGUGGCGCCAUAAGACUGUCAUAAGACAAUCAUACUUAUGACAUGACACUGCCGUGAGCGUUAAAGUGAUCUUCUAACUUAAAUACAUGUAGGCUCUAAUUAAACCACAAUUGUUCUCUUGUACUAAAAUAUGUUGUUAGAAACACAUAAAAUGUUAAAUCAAUGGCAAUAUUUUAUAAUAUUUAGUCCAUAUUUUGACCGUUAGUUGGCGCCAUGGUUUGCGGGCUCGCAGUGAUGACGUCAUUGGCAUCUUUCGUGUUUAACAAUUGCUUAUUGCUGCCUAAACUCGCGAAGUAAAAUGCCACGAUGUGCUGCUUUUGGAUGCAAUUUCCAGUCAAAUGGAAACAAGGGGAGUGAAGUGAGUGGUCAAGGUGGAAUUAUUAUUUUUUGUGAAUAAAUGUGCAC
Corythoichthys intestinalis (scribbled pipefish) is the source of this 2155-nucleotide messenger RNA. Its product is annotated as hepatic lectin-like. Gene Ontology annotation, biological process: immune response; biological process involved in interspecies interaction between organisms. Gene Ontology annotation, cellular component: external side of plasma membrane. Lineage: Eukaryota; Metazoa; Chordata; Actinopteri; Syngnathiformes; Syngnathidae. The record is from RefSeq and is a predicted model, not a curated record. Gene Ontology annotation, molecular function: signaling receptor activity; carbohydrate binding. The transcript has 7 exons. Bases 264 to 1034 code for a protein of 256 amino acids.